This is a messenger RNA of Suillus clintonianus, 793 nucleotides long. Its product is annotated as ubiquitin-conjugating enzyme/RWD-like protein. The coding region runs from base 114 to 557 and encodes 147 amino acids. The transcript is spliced from 6 exons. Gene Ontology annotation, cellular component: nucleus. The record is from RefSeq and is a predicted model, not a curated record. Gene Ontology annotation, biological process: ubiquitin-dependent protein catabolic process; protein polyubiquitination. NCBI's taxonomy places the organism in Eukaryota, Fungi, Basidiomycota, Agaricomycetes, Boletales, Suillaceae. Gene Ontology annotation, molecular function: ubiquitin conjugating enzyme activity.
UCAUAAAUAGCCACAAUCUCCUGGCUUUGUUACUUGCCCUUCUACCACCACCGCAUUCCCGCUCAUCGUCGUAUAAACGCAUCUUCUCGAAUCUUGUAUAACAACUCUUUGCCAUGGCCUUGAAGCGCAUUAACAAGGAAUUGAUCGACCUCGGACGUGACCCACCCUCAUCCUGCAGCGCAGGUCCUGUAGGCGACAACAUGUUCUCAUGGCAAGCAACAAUCAUGGGCCCUACCGACUCACCGUACUCGGGCGGGGUUUUCUUCCUUACAAUCACGUUCCCAACCGAUUACCCCUUCAAGCCACCCAAAGUCAGCUUUAGGACGAAGAUCUACCACCCUAACAUCAAUGCCAAUGGAUCCAUCUGUCUGGACAUUUUGAGGGAUCAGUGGUCACCAGCGUUGACUAUAUCGAAAGUGUUACUUUCUAUUUGCUCGAUGUUGACGGAUCCCAAUCCCGAUGAUCCUCUGGUACACGACAUUGCCCAUCUGUAUAAGACCGACCGUACCCGCUACGAAGCAACAGCUCGGGAGUGGACAAGGAAGUAUGCCACGUAGUAUGGUGUCCAAUUACUUCUCUAAGUGGUACAUGAGUUGUAUUGGUCAGCUGUAUGAAAGUGCAUCAACAUCCGUUGUACAUCAUUGCAUGUCUAUGUUUUAGUAUCCCCCCCUUUCGCUUGUUUGUACCCAAUGAACGAUGAAUCGCCUAGGAAUCCGUCUCAGUCUGAUACUGCUCUGCUAGUCCAUGUCAGGUCGCUCUUGCGCGCUCGAGUUCGCUGCUGUGCCAUGCGUCC